Molecule: messenger RNA, 309 nt
Organism: Penicillium verhagenii
Lineage: Eukaryota; Fungi; Ascomycota; Eurotiomycetes; Eurotiales; Aspergillaceae
Exons: 2
Coding region: 1-309 (102 amino acids)
Source: RefSeq, a predicted model, not a curated record
AUGGGCAGCAGUGUAGCAGGAGAGAAAAGAAAGGUAAACGUCCUAUCUCGACUAUCGUCACUAAGCGGCUUCCACGACCUUGAUGUUCUUGGAUCAGGAUGUGAUGGAUAUGAGGUAGAAGGGCUUCGGCUUAACGAGCCCGGGGAGGAGGGUGCCGAUGACCCUGGGGUAGAAUUAGCCGUCGCUGAGGCGGCUGUGUCACCGAUCCGGAUAGAAGCCGCGGCUGCAGCGGGAUUGCAGUGUGCGCAUACAAAAAUGUUGAAGCCUCGACCGUCGCAGCUAGUGCAGAUUGCGCCUCUUGAGAAGUAA